GGUAUUGGCAGAAAAGCCACCUCUCCAUCUCUGAUGGUGGGGCGUCCUUAAGAGGGAAUCGCUGAAGCGUGAGCCGUCUCCUCUACCCCCCUGAGCUGCUUUCUUAAAGAAAAAGAGUGCUGAGGCUACACUCCGUAAGAACCAGGGAAUCUCAGAAGGGACCUCGAUUUCUGAGGCCUGUUUUGGUCUCCAGCAGUCCUUUUCUUCUUCAUCCUCCUCCUCACUGUCAUCAUAAUGAGUCAAGGCUGAGACCAUCCUAAGAGAGCAAGAGGCAGGGCCAGUCGAAGGAAGUACCUGCAGGAGAACUUGGGAGCUGUGACUGCGCCUCCUCCUUCCUCCUCCCGUUGCCGGAGUGAGUGAGGGAAAGAAGCAAGCGAGAGAGAGAGAGAGAGACUGAUUCUGAGCCUGACAGCCAAGGAUGUGUCAGUCAAGCGCCUUGCAGGGACCAGAGCUGCACUCAGGGAAAUGGUUGCAAUUUCCCCAGCUGGCCCUGAGGCGAAGGUUGGGCCAGCUGAGCUGUAUGUCUAGGCCUGCUCUGAAACUCCGUUCUUGGCCUCUGACUAUUCUCUAUUAUCUCCUGCCUUUCGGUGCUCUUAAACCCUUGACCAGAGUGAGAUGGAGACCUGUGAGCAGGGUUUCUUUGUACAAGUCAGUGCCAACACGCCUGCUCUCCCGUGCGUGGGGCCGCCUGAACAACGUGGAGCUGCCUACCUGGCUGCGAAAGCCUGUCCUCAGCCUCUACAUCUGGACCUUUGGGGUGAACAUGAAGGAGGCAGCCGUGGAAGACCUCCAUCAUUACAGGAACCUGAGUGAAUUUUUCCGACGGAAGCUGAAGCCUCAGGCCCGGCCUGUCUGCGACCUCCACAGUGUGAUCAGUCCUUCAGAUGGAAAGAUCCUCAGUUUUGGACAAGUAAAGAACUGUGAAGUGGAACAAGUAAAAGGCAUUACUUACUCUCUUGAGUCCUUCCUGGGUCCACCUGCCAAUCAUGAAAACCACCAAAAAAAUCCAACUUCCUGCUGCGACUCCUUCCAAAGGCAGCUGGUCACAAAAGACACCAACGAGCUCUUCCACUGUGUGAUUUACCUAGCCCCUGGAGACUACCACUGCUUCCACUCACCCACAGAUUGGAAGGUCUCUCACCGGCGUCACUUCCCAGGUGCCCUGAUGUCCGUGAACCCCGGUGUGGCUCGUUGGAUCAAAGAACUCUUCUGCCAUAAUGAACGGGUCGUCCUGUCAGGCUACUGGAAACAUGGCUUUUUUUCCUUGACAGCAGUAGGAGCUCAGAAUGUAGGAUCCAUCCGCAUUUACUUUGAUCAGAAGCUGCAGACCAACAGCCCUCAGUACAGCAAAGGGUCUUACAACGAUUUCAGCUUUGCAACCAGCAAGAACCACGAAGGCAUUCCUAUGAGGAAAGGAGAGCAUUUAGGAGAAUUUAAUUUAGGCUCAACAAUCGUUCUGAUCUUUGAGGCACCUAAAGACUUUAAUUUUUACUUGAAGCCUGGCCAGAAAAUCCGCUUUGGGGAGGCUUUAGGCUCCAUCUAAGGCCCCUGUGGUCAGAUGGGGAGGGGCUUUUCUAUGGACAGGGACUCCGGUCAUACAAGGAAGCCUUUCUCUAUGGCGGAGUAUUGCUCAGCAGGACCUGAGUGAAGAGAACCGAGUCCUUGGUCUUCAUGUGGGGGUGCCUGGGUCUUCCCCUCGUGAGAGUUGCAGGUUUAUCACGGAUUGUGGCCUUUAAGAACGUUGACCAGGUGGCUUUUCUUCCCUUCGGGCCUGGGGUGGCGGCAGUGUCUUCCUCCUGCUCAGAACGCAGCCUGCCUUUGCACAGCUGCUCAAAAUCUGCAUUGGAUGUGCAGUCAAGAGGAGGAAGGAAAGCGGCAGAAAGCUCUCUUCUUUAAAGGGAUAGGAUCCGAUUUACAGAAGCCUCAUUAGCCCUCAAAUUCAAGUUAUCUACUUCACACCAAUUUUGCAGUCCAAUCCUAGAGGAAGGUGGGGGUAGACAGAAAAAACGGACAUCCUUGCAGCUUGAGAUCUGAAACCUGCUAAAAAUCUAGUUCUCUCCCUUUAAAGCAGAGGUUUGCGCUGCACUUGAGCCUCAAACAGUGUCCAGACUCAGCAUCUGACUCGUCUUGCCUUUGAUUUGAGGAGCCCAGUUGACCCACACCUCUAGCUUACGCCAACUUCAGACACUGUCUUGCUGUGCUGGGCCUUUUCCUGUGUUGCCUGGGAGAUCUCAGAUCUCCUUGUUUGUUAAACCGGGCUCGUGCAAAUGCACACUAGUCCCACUACGAGGGCCUAGCGUUGGCUUCUCUUCCCCGUGUGCAGCUACUUUAGUCGCCAUGUCCUGGGACGUGGCAAGGUGGACUCCGCCCAGGACUACUUAAAAACACCAUUAGGAACUUUGAAUAAUUCUCAUUUCUUCUCCUAUGUAUUAACUUUUUAAUUCUCUGCUGGAGCUAUUCGAGGAUGAGGCUGAGGAGGAAUCUGAAUUAAUCACAAUACAUUCUGUGUUACCCUGAAAUAUCAUUUUCUAUGCAUCAGACUUUGGGUUAUGCCACACCUCCAAAAGCUGUCCUUUUUUUAUGGCCAGCAGUUUUAGGAGACAACCAUGCCAUGGCUAAGUGAAGAGCAAGACGUGAUUAGAUGCACGUACUGUUUGAGGCUGCAUACCUAUGACAAUGGCCUUUUUCUGUGGCUGUGAGGAAUGAAAGGCAGAGAAUUGUCCUUUGUGCUGGCUGGUCUCCCUCCCUCCCCACAAUGCAGAAAUGAAUUCCUUAACCAGAAAACAGCUCUUUAAUCCUACACCAUCAUCAUGGGGUCUGCUGCCAUUGGGCCCAAGGGAGACAUUAUGAAAUGUAUGAUAGACAGCAGUGCCUUGCUCCAUCAGUGCAGAGGAAUUACUUGCUUCCUCUUUGCUUGCAUUGCAGUACAACUCUGAGCCUUUAGUUUUCUUGUUACUCUAAUUGUCCUGCUGUACAGGAGCCCCUAGUAGUUGGUCUCUGUAGGAAGGUUGUUCUGGGCCAGGUCCUGCGAAGCUCCUUGUGGGCUUAGGGGGUCACCCAAACCCUAAACAAAUGGGAGUGGGUUUCUUGGUGACGCUGUGAAUUUCUCCAACAUGGAGAAUCCUUUUAUUUUUCAACUGUAUCAGUAGCACAGUAUUUUUGUAUGUCAAAAUGUACAACUUAAGACAUUAACUCAUUAAUGGCAAAUGUUUUAAAAUAAAAAUAAGGACUGUG
This is a messenger RNA of Python bivittatus (Burmese python), 3234 nucleotides long. RefSeq names its product phosphatidylserine decarboxylase (gene PISD). The record is from RefSeq and is a predicted model, not a curated record. Gene Ontology annotation, cellular component: mitochondrion. Gene Ontology annotation, biological process: phosphatidylethanolamine biosynthetic process. Gene Ontology annotation, molecular function: phosphatidylserine decarboxylase activity. Lineage: Eukaryota; Metazoa; Chordata; Lepidosauria; Squamata; Pythonidae.